Molecule: messenger RNA, 3485 nt
Organism: Telopea speciosissima
Lineage: Eukaryota; Viridiplantae; Streptophyta; Magnoliopsida; Proteales; Proteaceae
Product: disease resistance protein RPV1-like
Exons: 4
Coding region: 38-3265 (1075 amino acids)
Biological process (GO): defense response; signal transduction
Molecular function (GO): ADP binding
Source: RefSeq, a predicted model, not a curated record
CAUUCGCAUUUGAAAGGAAAUCAAGCAAUUUCAUAGAAUGGCAGCUCAUCAGGCCUCUUCUGGUACGAGUUAUGAAGUGUUCUUGAGCUUUUGUGGCAAAGACGUUCGCACCAAUUUCGCCGACCACCUCUACCAUGCCUUGGAUGGGGCUGGAAUUCGAACUUUUAGGGACGAGGAAGAACUCCACAAGGGAAACGAGAUUGCCCCGGAGCUAAUCGCCGCAAUCCAGCAGUCAAGAGUCUCCAUUCCUAUCUUCUCGAUUAAUUUUGCUUCAAGCAAAUGGUGUCUCAAUGAGCUAACCGAGGUAUCUGAAUGUAGAAGAACAAUGGAUCAGAUCGUGUUGCCCAUUUUCUACAAAGUUGAACCAAGGGAUGUGCGAAACCAGACCGGGGCAUAUGAGAAGGCCUUUGAGGAACACCAGAUGCGAUUCGACGAGACAACAGUUCAAAAAUGGAAGAAGGCUUUGAGAGAGAAUGGAGAGUUGGAUGGAUGGCAUUCGAAGGAGGACACGUAUGAAGGGAAGUUAGUAAAAGAAGUUGUUAAAACUGUUUGGAGUACCCUGAACAAGAGACUCUUGCAUGUUUCUAACAAGCUAGUUGGAAUCCAAACUCAUAUAAAAAAAAUGUUGAUGCUAUUAGAUAUUGAAUCUGAUGACAGAAAAAUUGUGGGGAUCCAUGGCCUCAGUGGCAUUGGAAAGACAACAGUUGCUAGGGCUGUCUAUGAUACAGUCCUUAGUCGCUUUGGAGGAUGUACGUUUAUUGAAAAUGUUCGAGAGAAUGCUAAAAAACAUGGGAUUCACUAUCUGCAAAACAAACUUAUCAAAGAUAUCCUGAAACAAGAAAAUCAAAAUAUUACUAGUGUGGAUAAUGGAAUUAAUGUGAUCCGGGAAAGAUUGUGCAGAAGAAAAGUUCUUAUUGUUCUUGAUGAUGUGGAUCAAGAUAUUCAAGCAGAGUCUUUAGUUGGGGACCGUGAAUGGUUUGGUAUUGGAAGUAAGAUUAUUCUCACAAGCACAAAUAAGGAUAUUCUAAUUGCUCGAAAAGCAGAUGGGAUUUAUGAGCCCAAUGUAAUGGAUUUAGAUGAUUCUCUUGAGCUUUUUAGCCAUCAUGCAUUUGGAAGGAACAAACCUAUAGAAGAUUAUUUGGAUCUCUCAAAAGCUAUGGUAAAAAUUACUGGAGGACUUCCCUUGGCUAUUCAAGUUAUAGGUUCAUCUUUAUUCUCAAAGAAAAGAUCAGUAUGGGAAGGCAUGUUAAAGAAGUUGCAAAAAGUUCCCAAUAAUGAUAUCAUGAAAAGGUUGAAACUAAGUUACGAUGGAUUAGAAGAUGCAGAGCAACAAAUGUUUCUUGAUAUUGCUUGUUUUUUUAUCGGAAUGAAUAAAAUUAUUGCAUGUCAUAUAUGGGAAGGGUGUGAUUUUUCUCCUCAAGUAGGACUUGAUGUUCUUUGUGCAAAGUCUUUGGUAAUGAUUAGUGAAGAUGGUAAGUUAAGGAUGCAUGAUAUGCUUCGGGAUCUUGGAAGGGACAUUGUUCGUCAAGAGAGCAUAAAAAAGCCAGGAGAGCGUAGUCGAAUAUGGUCUCAAGAGGAAGUGUUGGAUGUACUAGUUAAACAGGCGGGAACAAGUAAUUGUGAAGGACUCACUAUUGACUUCAGCCAACUCAGUAUUGACUUCUGCAGUAGAUCAAAUAGCCAAUGUUUGAUGAGUGAAGGACUUGCUGCAAUGACAGAACUAAGGUUACUCCAACUCGAUUAUGCACAAUCUUCUGGGAACUUCACCAAUUCUUUUUCAGAACUGAGAUGGCUUAGUUGGAGAGGAUGUCCUGACCAAUAUGCACUAACCAAUUUCUGUCCACAAAAAUUGGCAGUUCUUGAUCUAUCAUGUAGUAAGAUCGAGAAAAACUGGAUGGGUUGGGACUGCAUCAAGAUGGCAGUGAAUCUGAAAGUUCUAAAUCUCAUGUCUUGUGAUCAACUAUCUAGUACUCCUGACGUUACAGCAAAUCGACUCUUGGAGGUACUGAUUCUGAAAGACUGUAAGAAAUUGGAAAAGAUUGAUACAUCUAUAUGUUGUCUCAUGAACUUAGUCAGAUUAGAUAUGAGUGGGUGUGUAAGUCUAAUUGAGCUGCCGGAGAAAUUGGACCUCGUGAUUAAAUUGACAACACUUGAUUUGAGUGGCUGCAUUAAACUUAAAUCACUUCCAAGUGUUCCUCAACUCUUGGAGGUAUUGAUUCUUAGUGGCUGUAGAAAUUUGGUCAGGAUCGACACAUCCGUUGGUUGUCUCAGGAACUUAAUCACAUUAGAUAUGAGGGACUGCAGCAGCUUAGUGGAUCUCCCAAUUAAAAUUUGUCGGUUGGCUUCUCUGCUAAAAUUUGAUAUAAACGGAUGCGGUAAUCUUGCAUUGCUUCCAAAUCUUCCUUCUGGCUUGAAAUCUUUUGAUGCUUCUAAUUGUGUAUUGUUAAGAUCACUCCCAAUGCUUUCAAGUCUAAAAAAUCUUGAGAAAUUGCGCCUUCCAGGAUGCAAGAAGCUUUUACACAUCUUGGGUCUUCCCUCAAGUUUGAUUGCCCUAGAUGCUCGCCAUUGCGAGUCAAUGGUAAAACUAUCAAGUACAUCACAAGGCUUGAGAAAUUUAAAGGCAUUACAUCUAGAUUAUUGCACCAGCCUUGAAGAAAUUGAAGGUGUUGACGAGAAAUUGGACUCCCUGGUGAGCAUAUCCAUCUCGCGUUGCAGAUCAUUAAAGAAGUUACCAAACCUGAAGGCCUCGAAAAAUCUAAGGACUUUAAAGCUCAAUCGUAACAACAUCAUAUCGGAUUUUGAAGGCGAGGGGAUGGACUCUCUGGAGGUGUUGGAGAUCGAAUCUUUCCAAUCAUUAAGAAAAAUACCAUAUAUGCGAGAUUCGAAAAGGCUGAGGAUACUACAAAUCAAAGACUGUCCAGAAUUGUCUGAGAUUGAGUGCCUUGAGGACUUUGAAUACUUACAAACAUUAUCAAUUAUUGAGGCCACAUCAUUAAAAACAUUACCUGAUAUCUCAACCCUGAAGAAUCUGAGCUAUUUAAGAAUCAGAUGUUGCAACUCGAUGGAAAGAUUGCCUGAUCUUUCAAACUUAAAAAAGUUGUGGCAAUUAGAGAUUGUGGAUUGCAUGAAGUUAACCGAAAUUCCAGGCCUGGACCAUUUGGAAUCCUUGGGAGAAUUGAAAAUAGGAGGAUGCAUAUCCAUUCAAAGAUUACCGGAUCUGUCAAACUUAAAGAGGUUGAAUGCUCUUAGAGAAGUUGGAUAUUAGUGGGUGCGAGUCCUUGGAAAGAUUACCAGAUCUUUCAAACUUAAAAUGUUUAAAGGAGCUGAAGUUAAGGACUGCAAGAAGAUAAUUGAGAUUCAAGCUUGAUAAUGGAUUGGAAUCUUUGCAACUCUUGGAUGUUAGGGGGUGUAUUUCUUUAGAAUAUAUACCAGAUCUGACAGUCAUAAAAAUUUCGGCAACUACAUAGUAUGUACUACUGAGGCAA